AUGGCUGGCUUUCUGCGAGGCAAGCAGGCAGGCAUCCAGAAUGACCUGUCUGGCAGCAUCCGACCAGAGCUCUUUACUCCCGACGACCAUGCGCGAUACGGCCUCAACUCGCAGAUAAGCUGCUUUGCAUACGAUCCUGUACAGUCUCUGCUUGCCAUCGGAACGGCCGAGAGCAAGUUUGGCCCGGGCAAGAUCUAUGUUUUCGGCCAACAACGCGUGCAGAAGACUUUUGAUCCGCCGCGACGAACCUCGUUCCAGUCCGUGCAGUUCAGCGCAAACCGUCUCGUCAGCCUCGACAGGAACAAUGAGCUCAGCCUUUGGGAUCUCGACACGGGGGAGCGUGUGGCGACGCAGGUCAUUGGCGGAACUGUGGCCGCGAUGGUGACGGAUCCCAUGCUCGACUGGGCUUUUAUCGGAAUGCAGAACGGAGACGUCUUGGCUUAUGACCUCGAUCGACAUGGCCUCGCUCGGCAGUUUCGUCUCCCAAACUUUUGGAGAGACAAGGAUCCAACGCAGCACGCUGUCACCUUGAUCACCAUGUCGAUGCACCCUCGAGACGCUGGAAAGCUCUUGAUCGGGUAUAGCCAUGGCGCAGUCGUCUAUACGUUUAAGCAAAACCAGCCACAGCAAUUCAUGGAAUAUGUUUUGCCGCCUGGAGCGCCUGGAGGAAGCAGCCUCGGCAUGGAUACUGUGCGCCGCCCUCGUUUGACCCAUGCGCUGUGGCAUCCUUCCGGAACCUUUAUCCUCACUGCACACGAAGAUGGAAGCUUGGUCUUCUGGGAUCCCAAGGAAGGGAAAAUUGUCAUGGCAAGAACCCUCACGGAAAUGGGCAUCCACCAUGCCACCCCGAGCGCACCGACGCCGGGAUACUCUGAUCCUUUUGUCAAGAUAGCUUGGUGCUGCAAGAAGAACUGCGACGAUACAGGUUUAUUGAUUGCGGGUGGCGAGGGUGUUGAUGCGUCCCCCAAGAGUUUGACAUUCAUCGAGCUUGGUAUGACGCCUGUAUACGCUACCUCUACUUGGCAGGCUUUGGAGAAUCAUUUCCGCGGCAAGCGACAUAUUCCGUUAGCACUGCCACCGGGAGCUCAAGCGGUGGAUUUUCUGCUUAUCCCAAGAGACUCCCCUUAUUUUGGAGGCGCGCAGGAUCCCAUUGCCGUGGUUGUGCUGCUCACUUCUGGAGAGCUGAUUACUUUGAGUUUCCCGUCAGGCUACCAGAUUAGCCCUACGAACCAGCUUCAUCCGUCUACCUUCUUCGUACAUCCCUUUGUUACAAAGUUCAAUGUCUCCAGUGUUGAUCGGCCUAGGUGGCUGACGAUGGUGGAGAAGAGGGACCAGGGAGAAGCAAUCUUGAAGGGCGGAGCAGCUGGCCCGAGACCGAGAAAACGAUUCGAAGAUCGCACAAUUAUUCAGACUGCACAUGCUGAUAGUAUCAUCAGACUAUGGGACUCUGGACACGCUGAUCAAAUUGAAAAUGAAGUCCAGCUGCAGGUUGACCUGGCCAGGGCCUUGGAUCGAUUUGAAGACGUGGAAGUUACGGCGAUGAGCUUGUCCAGCGCUACCGCCGAGUUCAUUGUUGGCACCAAGACAGGAGAGGCUGUAAUAUUUCGCUGGGGAGUAAACCACUCUUAUGGGAGGAAUGAGCCCAAGCAGCUAGAUCCAAAUCCAAAGGGACUCUCAGACAUCAGCUCAAGGGCGGAGCCGAACUUAAAGGAAGGGCUUAAUCCAGCUGUCCUGUACGAGAUGAUGCAAGGCCCGGUCACUGCCGUUCAGAUAUCAAACGUUGGAUUCGCUGCGGUUGGAUCAGAGCUUGGUUUUUUGACACUGAUCGAUCUCCGGGGCCCCAAGAUCAUUUUCCAAGCUCCAAUGACUGAUUUCGCAAAGACGGAGAAUAGAAUGUCAUUUCUCAAGGGCCACUCGCGAUCGAGCUCAGCACCGCCGAAAGAGUGGCCCACGGCGAUUGAGUUUGGUGUGAUGACGCUGGAUGAUGACAAGUAUUCAUCAAUUUGUUGCUUUGUUGGGACCAACAUGGGCAAAGUCAUUACUUUGAAGCUGUUGCCCGGCGGAGGAGGAUCGUAUUCGGCCGAGGUAGCAGGAACGGUGACCUUUGAUGGAAAAGUUGUGUCUCUGAACCCCAUUCAGGCUGAUACAGGCAAACCAGCGCUAGCCACGGGACAUACCGUGGGUGGGUUGCGAGAGGGACGCCAAGUGAAUGGAGCUCUCGUUGCAGGCAAGCAAAUUACCGAGAAGGAAAUCAGGAUAUGCAGACCUGCUCACUCGAAGGGUGCCUCCAAAGAAUUCGAUGAUGUAAUAUGUGAUUCAGCUUGCGUGGCAGAGCUUGAAUUGAAUGGCUAUGCUAUUGUUGCGGCUUUCAGAGACGGGUCAGCUCGAGCAUAUAGCAUUCCAGGCAUGCGAGACCUCGGUAGUGCGAAGCUCCCAAUGGUGGAUCGUACUCGAAGCACAGCAAGCAUUGUGACGCAAACAGGCGACAUAUUCGCCUGGGCAGGACCGGCAGAAAUGGCUGUCGUUCACGUUUGGGGAGCGGGCAAGGAGCUACAGCAGUCCCCAGACGUGCUGAUCAACCCCAAGAUACCUCUCCCGACCCGGCCGACGAUUUCUAACCUUCAAUGGAUAAGCGGAACACAGCAUGUUUCACCGCUGGAUCUCGACCUUUUGAUAGGAGGCCCCAACAGACCGCCUAGUAAGAGGAUGAUGGAGGCCGCGGCGGCGGAGCAACGUGCUGCCAAGAUUGGUAAUACUGUAGGAUCCUCCAAAGAGGGCUGGGGAGACUAUUUGACGCGGCAGCUCAACGAGAGAACGGAGAAGCUGAAUCUUAUGGGGGAUACGAUGAAUACGCUGCAGGAGCAAUCGGAAGGAUGGGCGGAUGAUGUUAGCAAGUUUGUGGGGAGGCAGAAGCGGAGUAUGGUUAUGGGGGCUUUGUCAUCGAAAUUCUUUUGA
Messenger RNA from Trichoderma atroviride IMI 206040, 2955 nucleotides. Lineage: Eukaryota; Fungi; Ascomycota; Sordariomycetes; Hypocreales; Hypocreaceae. The record is from RefSeq and is a predicted model, not a curated record.